UUCGUUAACAAAAAAAUAAAUACAUUUUGACGUAUGCAUUUUGCGUAGUUUUCAGGACGUACUACACAGAGUAUGUGACGUAUUACCCCUGUUUCCGCUCGAGCAGUGUGUCAAUUGUUGUUGUUUUAAAGGCGCUCAGUGAACUGAACAGGUACAGGAUGCUACGUCUGCGUUGCAAAGCCAAAAACGGGACCCAUCUGAUGCAGGGCCUUACACACCAAUCUUGUGUCCGGGAGCUUAAAGAUAAGAUUGAGGAGCUAACAGGAAUACCAUGUGAUGUACAGAAGAUCAUGGUAGGCUAUCCACCGUCCAGUCUGGAUCUACGCAACGGGGAAGCCCACCUCAAAGACUACCCUAUCAAAUCAGGAGACACGUUGAUUGUAGAGGAGGAGAAGAAUAAACCCAAACCUCAGAUGCAAACCACUGUGACUAAAGGCCCCAGUUUAGACCUGGCUCCAGUUCUAGAGCGCCGCGUCGUCCCUGCCGACAACUCUUGUCUGUUUACCAGUGUGAACUACGUUAUGGAAGGGGGUGUGUACGACCCAGCCUGUGCGGCUGAAAUGCGUGGGCUCAUUGCACAAAUUGUAGCCAGUGAUCCCACCGCGUACUCGGAGGCGGUAUUGGGCAAGACUAACGAGGACUACUGCACCUGGAUCCGUCGAGAUGACACGUGGGGAGGCGCCAUUGAGGUUUCAAUCCUCUCUAAGUUCUACCAGUGUGAGAUUUGCGUCGUUGACACUCAGACUGUGCGCGUCGAUCGCUUCGGCGAGGAUGCGGGUUACACUAAACGGGUGCUGCUUAUUUAUGAUGGUAUUCAUUAUGACCCGCUCCAAAAGGUGAUGCCCAGUGCAGAUGUUCCUGCACAGACUGUGUUCUCCACCACUGAUGACAUAAUUUUGGCCCAGGCGCUGGAGCUCGCGGACGAGGCGCGGAGGAAACGUCAGUACACAGACGUCAACCGCUUCUCUCUGCGCUGCAUGGUGUGCCAGACUGGCCUGGUGGGGCAAAAGGAAGCAAGGGAGCAUGCAAAGGAGACCGGGCACACCAACUUCGGGGAGGUGUGACACUCUCUUCGCUCUGUCCUUGAAAUCACUCCCACCUUUGCCGCGUCACUGCCACGCCACCUGACAUGGUACCCGCUCUUUCACAGCUGCCUGUUCCAGCUUGGUACAGUCCUCUACCUCACAUUGUCUAGCGGCUUCAGGAGACUUUCACGUGUCGAGUUCCCAGAGAAUUCAGUAUUCUUUCAACUUUGGUUUGCUCUUGAGGUUGAAGUAUUAAAUUGUGCUCGUGUUUUUGAGUCUGUUGCCUGAUAUGACGACGAAGCCGUCUCUUCAAACCAAAUUUUAAAGGGAUUCUUCACUGAUUUAAAACCUCCAGUUUUUGCAAUGAUUAUAAUACUAGUAUUAGUGUGAAUCUUGCGAAACACAUCCAGGUCAUAUUUCAAAUAUCAAAGAAAGAAAAAAGAAAUAUUGUGUGUGUGUGUGUGUGUAUGUAUGUAUGUAUGUAUGUAUAUAUAUAUAUAUAUAUAUAUAUAUAUAUAUAUAUAUAUAUAUAUAUAGGAGCACACAUACAUACACACACUCUUAUAUAUCAGUGCUGUCAAACCGAUUAAUCACGAGUAAUUGCAUAUAACAAAAGUUAUAUAUAUAUAUAUAUAUAUAUAUAUAUUAUAUAAAUAUAUUAUUAUAUAU
This is a messenger RNA of Megalobrama amblycephala (Wuchang bream), 1694 nucleotides long. It is a transcript of the gene yod1, whose product is annotated as YOD1 deubiquitinase. Gene Ontology annotation, biological process: endoplasmic reticulum unfolded protein response; protein deubiquitination. The coding region runs from base 159 to 1064 and encodes 301 amino acids. Lineage: Eukaryota; Metazoa; Chordata; Actinopteri; Cypriniformes; Xenocyprididae. Gene Ontology annotation, molecular function: protein binding; cysteine-type deubiquitinase activity. The transcript has 3 exons. Gene Ontology annotation, cellular component: nucleus; cytosol. The record is from RefSeq and is a predicted model, not a curated record.